Messenger RNA from Oryzias melastigma (Indian medaka), 2948 nucleotides. Its product is annotated as myosin light chain kinase, smooth muscle. Gene Ontology annotation, molecular function: protein kinase activity; ATP binding; protein binding. The record is from RefSeq and is a predicted model, not a curated record. The coding region runs from base 198 to 2774 and encodes 858 amino acids. Gene Ontology annotation, biological process: protein phosphorylation. NCBI's taxonomy places the organism in Eukaryota, Metazoa, Chordata, Actinopteri, Beloniformes, Adrianichthyidae. The transcript is spliced from 17 exons.
GCAGUGAUUUCAGAGAAAGCAGAGGCUCCUCCUGUCAGCAUUUCAGGGAAUGUGUGAACAGGGCAGGACAAGCAUGAAGCGCAAUACUUUUACUCUGGAAUUGCAACUAAAUCAGUGAAAAACCUGAAGCGGAAGCCAGAUUUAUUUACCCCCCCUCCACUGAAACCCAGCUGCUGAUUGAUUCCUUCAACUCGAGGAUGGACAAGGAUGAGGGGAAGCCAAAGACGUAUUUGUCCACCUUUCACUUUGUUCUGAAGCCCCGGGGUCAGCGCUGCGGGGACAAUCAGAGAGAAAAUGGACGGAUUACUGCUAAUAAGUCAUUGGCAGGAAGCAACAAAGUGGGAGUUUCAGCUGCUGCAGAGGCCAAACAGGUGCCGGAUCAGAGAGUGGAAGCGCCAAGCUUCAAGGAAAAAGUCCGAAACUGUGCAGUCGGCGAUGGAGGAAGUGUUACAUUUCAGGCUGUUAUCGCAGGUCAACCUCUGCAUGUUUCCUGGCUGCACAAUGGAGAGAAGGUGACAUCACCAGAGCCUUCCUUCAAGGAUGGCGUUGCCAGCCUGGCUAUAGCACGCUGUACGCAUCAAAACGCUGGCGUGUACACCUGUGUGGCGGAGAACUCUGCAGGAAGGAGGACAAGCAGUGCCGUGCUGCGAUUCACAGGAGCAACAAAGGAAGUCUCCAGAACAAACAACCAUGACCUGCAGAAGGAGGUUACACUCAAGCAUGUGUCAUCUGAAAAGACUCAAUUGUCUAUACCUUCCGAAGAGGAAAAGCGGCACGAGGAAGCUACAGCAGGAGCAAACACUCAAAUCAAAGUUCCCACUAAAAAAGGACCUCCUGUGGAGUUUGUUGACAAACCUGAUAAGGUGGAGGUUCGUGUGGGUGAACGAGCUCAGCUCAGCUGUAAGUUCAGGAGCAGCUCCCUGCCGGUGGCCUGCUGCUGGAUUUUCAACAGAGUCAAGGAGGUGACAGGAGGACCUCGGAUAUCAGUCAGGAGCACAGAGAAGCAAAGUUGUGUGGAGAUCACCCAAACUGUUCAAGAGGACACAGGAUUGUACACUCUAGUGGUUCGAAAUCGAGCGGGUUCUGCUCAGCACACAGUAUCCCUAAGCAUCAUAGAUCGACCCUCUCCGCCAGCCUCCCAACCUUUUGUUUCUCGGAAGACCACUCACUCCCUGGUUCUGUCCUGGAGCGGCCCCGGCUACGAUGGGGGCACCGCUGUGUUAGGCUACAUUGUAGAGAUCAGGCGAGAGGACUCCGUCCAACCUUGGGCAGAAAUAAGUCGGUGCAAGAACACGUCCCACCACAUCCGCUCGGGCCUGGAGCCUCAGGGACGGUACCGCUUCAGGGUCAGAGCCUACAAUUCAGCGGGGGUCAGUGAGCCGGGCAAAGAGUCCGAGUGUGUGAAGAUGGCAAACUCGACUGACAGGAGACAAGAGCCAUUGUCAUAUGUGACGGUGACUAUUGACACCCAACAUGAUUUCAAGGACCAUUAUGACAUGCAUGAGAAACUAGGGGUUGGGAAGUUUGGUGAGGUGUUCCGGGUGACCCACAAAGAGACGGGCCAGGUGUGCGCCGGUAAAUUCUACAGAGCUCGGACAUCCAAGGACAAGUUGGCAGCUCGCAAAGAGAUCCGGAUAAUGAACAAGCUGCAUCACUCGAAGCUUGUCCAAUGUCUGGCGGCGUACGAGUCCCGCUCUGGGAUCGUCAUGGUCAUGGAGUAUAUUGGAGGCGGGGAGCUCUUUGAGAGAAUCGUGGAUGACAACUUUGAGCACACGGAGCUGACCAGCGCUCGCUACAUGCGGCAGAUACUGGAGGGCAUGCACUAUGUGCACAAGCAGAAAAUUAUCCAUCUGGAUCUUAAGCCGGAGAACAUCGUCUGCGUGGAUACGACCGGCACACAGAUCAAGAUUAUCGACUUCGGCUUGGCAAACGAACUGGAGGACGACAAACCUCUGAUGGUGCUGCAUGGCACUCCGGAGUUUGUGGCCCCCGAGGUGAUCAGCUACGAGCCGGUGGGGGUGGAGACCGACAUGUGGAGCAUUGGAGUCAUCUGUUACAUCUUGCUGAGUGGAGAGUCCCCCUUUCAAGGGAACAGCGAUGCAGAGACUUUGGCUCUGGUGACGGCCGCUCGCUACGAGUUUGACCCGGAGAGUUUUGAAGACAUUUCAGACGAGGCAAAAGACUUCAUCGGCUCUCUGUUGAAGAAGGAUAGAAGGGCCAGGCUGUCAUGUGCCGAGGCCCUGUCCCACAUCUGGAUGGCUUCCUUCACGACUCUGAGCCGCAGAGCCACCAAGUCCCUGAAUAAGGAAAAGAUUAAACACUUCCUGGCUAAACGGAAGUGGAAGAAAACUGGUCAAGCAGUUUUGGCCCUAAAGCGAAUGGCUCACUUCUCCAACAAGCUGGACUCUGAUGGCAGCGCCUCAGACGAGCCAACGUGGAGCCAGGAAGCGGAGGAGGCCAUCCAGGCUCUGGACAAGCAGCUGCAGAUUGAGCCUCGCUUUCUGCAGACCCUGAGGGACACCACGGCUGCCAGUGGAGCCACGGCUACGCUAACGUGCCAUGUUGAGGGUUACCCAAAGCCAGAGGUGAGGUGGUUCCAGAGCGAGGCGGCGGUUCGGGAAUCGUCCAGAGUGACGCCGCAGCAUCAAGAAGACGGACUCUGUCGUCUGCUUCUGGCUGACCUGAAACUCUCUGACUCUGGGGUUUAUACAUGCAAAGCGGUGAACAAACUCGGAGAAGCAACUUGCUCUGCCAAACUGACUGUAAAUCCAUGAAAGAAUGUGACAAAAUGGACUUCAUUUCCCUUUAUCAUAUCAGCAUUUGGGCACACUUUUCACUCGGGACACAAAUGUUUUUAAAGAAAGGAAGCCGUCCUCACAUCACAUCACCACUCGCUUUUUUUGUACUUGUUUCAAAAAUGUAAAUUAAAGAUUGAUUUUCACAAAGCA